UUGAUUCAGUUGUUGUUACAUUUCUCUAGCUAAGAAUCAUGGCGUUGUCAUUUGAGCACCUUCACCGUAAUCUCUUCUAUUUGAUUAGUCUUCUUCCGCUCCUUGCUCUUUCACUCCUCCAUCCAGUUACUGCUAAUCCGUCCGCAAAGUCAUACAUUGUGUAUAUGGGAAGAAGCACCAAGGAACAAGGAGAUAUUGAAGAUGCCAAACUAUCUCAUCUGACACUGUUAUCCUCAGUCAUUCCAAGCGAAGCGAAAGAAAGAUUGUUUCUCAAACACAUAUACCAUCAUUCGUUUAAAGGGUUCUCAGCUAUGCUUACUGAAGAUGAAGCUUCAUUACUAUCUGAGAGCGAUGAGAUUUUGUCCAUAUUCCCUGAUACGGAGCUCGAUCUUCACACGACACGUUCAUGGGAUUUCCUGGAGAGUAGCUCAGGCAUGGCGAGGAUCCAGCGUCUAUAUCCAAACGGUUCUAACGAUGUCAUCAUUGGAGUCAUAGACUCAGGAAUUUGGCCGGAAUCUCCGAGUUUCGGUGACGAUGGUUUCAGCGAGAUCCCUUCAAGAUGGAAAGGGACUUGCAUGGAAGGCAGUGAUUUCAAAAAGUCUGACUGUAACAGAAAAUUAAUAGGUGCAAGAUACUAUGACCUCACCGAGUCAAGCAGCAAUGACACAAGUACAUCAAAGCCAAUAGGUUCGCCGAGGGAUGAAACAGGUCACGGGACUCAUGUGACAUCUAUAGCCGUAGGUAAUCUGGUACCCAACGCUAACGACCAGGGGCUUGCGAGAGGAUUAGCAAAAGGCGGUUUUACAUCAAGCAGAUUUGCAGUCUAUAAAGUUUGUAACAGUGUUAGUUGUUCUGCUUCUGCGUCACUGAAAGCUAUUGACGAUGCAAUUCAAGAUGGAGUUGAUAUCAUAUCAAUCUCAUUAGGAUUGUCAAUCCAAAACUCGACGUUUUUAGAUGAUCCAAUUGCCUUAGGGUCCUUGCAUGCUGUUCAAGCAGGGAUUUUGGUAAUUGCUGCUGCGGGGAAUAGUGGGCCGACUCCAUCUUGGAUACAGGAAUGCAACUGCAACAAUCCUUCGAUCUGUAGAUAUACCAAAGUUUGAACCUGCGCCGGUUGUUGCCGAUAUGUCAUCUCGAGGCCCUGGAUAACUAACAGAAGGCAUUCUCAAGGUUUCCACUAUGGCUUUUACAAACUAACAAGAAAUGUGAAUCAUGAAACGUAUAAGCAUGAAGUAAUUACAGGAUCUUAUUUGGUAAAGUUUUGUGUUAAUCAGCCAGACUUAGCAGCUCCUGGUGUUGGCAUAUUGGCCUACCAAUUCUUCAGAAGAUCUCAUCUCUGAUAUCAACUUUCCAUCUAUCUCCAUUGGCAAGCUUCAAGGUGCUCGGACAAUAACACGAACAGUUACAAAUGUUGGUCAUCCAAGUUCAACUUACAAUGUGAAAAUAGAUUCGCCUGAUGAUUUGGUAGUUCGUGUUUCACCAGAGACGCUUGUAUUUUCCCCUGAGCAUAGAAAAGCUUCUUUCGAGGUCUCAUUCGACGGGAAAGGGGCAACAACAAAAGGGUACAAAUUUGGGUCAGUGAAUUGGUCAGAUGGGAAGCAUUGGGUCCGACUGGUAUUCGCUGUGAAUGUCAUAUAGCGGGGCACAUGAGAGAGCUGCUGUUGCUGUUAUUUCUUUUGGCCUCCGUUUGGAUUUCUUAUAGAGCAUUGUAAAAAAAAUCGGUUUGUUUUGCAAAAGGAGAUCGGACAACUUUGUCUGAUAAACUACU
Papaver somniferum (opium poppy) is the source of this 1765-nucleotide messenger RNA. Its product is annotated as CO(2)-response secreted protease-like. Gene Ontology annotation, biological process: proteolysis. Lineage: Eukaryota; Viridiplantae; Streptophyta; Magnoliopsida; Ranunculales; Papaveraceae. The record is from RefSeq and is a predicted model, not a curated record. Bases 39 to 1100 code for a protein of 353 amino acids. The transcript is spliced from 6 exons. Gene Ontology annotation, molecular function: serine-type endopeptidase activity.